AGCCAAAACUGCACUUUGCAUUUAAGAUUAAAAAAAGCUUUUUUUUUCUGUAAAUAUUUUCUACCCAGAACUUUUCAAGUAGCAUAGUUUUAGCUACACCUGGUUAAAAUGAUAUAUAUAAAAAAUGUCUAUAUUAAUAACCUUUUCCUAUCCAAUUAUUAACUGGUUAAUCCAAAAAUCAGCCCUAUUUUAUCAUAAAUGAACCCAAGGGAGUGCUAAAUUUUAAUAACUGCUGUGCACUGACUCUGAAAUAUGUGACAUGCAGAAGGAUCACGCUCAUGAACACGAUGGGUUAGAUCAAAACAUACCCAUAUGGAAUACUGGUCCAGUCAAAGAAAAGACUUAAAUAUAAGUCUUUAUUUAUAUUCAAGUAAAGACUUACUUAACCCUAGAAACCUAGGGUUAAGUUUGUAGUUUGAAGGUGAAAAAAAUCAGAAAAUGUGUUACAGUUUGAAUAAAGAAACAUAAAAUCUGUAAAACAAAAUGACACCUUAACUUUAACAACAUGGCCCAGUGUGCGUUUGCUUACAUGCUCAUGGAUGACAUAAAACAUAAACUAUUGCUUUACAUUCAUUCUAGGAUUUAACUGCAUUUGUUGUUAUGUUCUGUUUGUUGCCAUUGUUUACAGGAACAUAAAGGAUCAGAGUUUCUCCAUAUAUUAAUAAGCAGUAUAUUGCAACAUGUUCAAAAACAAAAUCCACUUGUGUUUGUAGGACGGGCUUGAGAAACGGAUCUCUCUCGCUGAGGCACUAAAAAUGGUAGUUUGUUAGAUUUUACGGAUUCUAAAUCAGUCUUUGGGUUCAGAGCUGACUUUAUAACUUGCUCACUAGCAUUUCCUAAAAGCAACUAUUCAGUCCUUCCAGGAUGUUGGGACGUUUUUGAUGAUUGUUGUGGUCUGAAAUUGUAGAUUUUGUGACACCUUUAUCAAAAUAUUGUGGUCAAAGUUGCAUUUAAAAAAAAUAAAGUUUAAAUAGCUGCACAUAACCUUCCCAGGUUAUGUGGGUUUUUAACAUAGUUAAUACUUAAAGUGCAAAUUACAUUUUCAAGUACCUUUUUUAAGUAGCACCUUAAUGCAAAUCAAAUCCUGACCUGAGGAGUUGUGGUGUUAACCACAAGUUAACAUGAAGUGUUUACACAGUAGAAGCAAAUCCUACAGAACAUCUCAAAAUGGGUUUUGCUACAAAAAAUACGGCAAACGUUACAGCUUAUUCAUGUUACACAGGAUUUCAUUUUGCGACUUCGUCUUUCAAGAGACGUUGUGAAACAGGAAGUUAAAUUAGAAGGGAAUUGAGGGGAUUGGUUCAAAUUCAUUUGCAGCGUUUGGUCAGAAACCAACAGAAAACCUUAGUGACUGGUCAGAUUUGCGGAAAAUUUCCAAUGACUUGUGAAAAUUGCGAAUGAUGAGUGAAUUUGCACUAAGUUGCGAUCUCAACUUCCAGGAGGGACUGACUAGCUUACCACACACUGAGACGUGAUGAAGCCAAGACGCGGUGAACACAGUGUAGGGGAACCCAGUCCUAACCCAGCGACUGGAACUCAGCAGAGCCUAUUAGAACAGUCAGCAGGUCAAGGAAUCUGCAGUUUAACCGGCUCAGUCAGGUGUGUGAGAGGCUUCCUGUGUAUCGUAGUCAGUACGGGUUACCUUGGUUCCAGGGCGCGGUGUCGCAGAUCCCACCUAUCUCUGGGGCUUCUCUGCGGGACAUUCUGGACUCUCUGAUACUCUCUAUUGUAGGUGGAACCAAGCCUCUGCCUCUUACCCCCACCUCCCUUCAUCCUUUUUCAUUCUAUCAGUUCUGGUCCAUUUUCUCUCAUCUUCAUCAGCUCAAUGAAAUGUUCUCUCCAAUUGCUGAUGGAUUCUUCAUUUCUUCCUGAUUUCUUGGUUUCACCCAGGCAUGUGUUUGAGAGACUCCUCACAGUCUCUUGUUGUCUCUGAAAGAAAAACAAGGUCAUGAAGAACUGUUCAUUGUGAAAUGUGGUGUGGCGAUCUGAUACUGUCUACUGUGGAGCAAAUAGUAUUACAAAUUGAUCUAUUACACAGAGCAGUGUUGUAGUACUCGAAAACGGUCUUGGUCUCGAGACCGGUCUUAAGACCAUUUUUUGAUAGUCUCGGUCUUGUCUCGGACUCGACCACAUUCGGUCUCGGUCUUGUCUCGGUCUCGGACAUUGAGGACUCGGUAUUUUAUUUCAAGACCGGUCAAGACCACAACUGUGAAAAUAACGCUAAAUCAUCAGUAUCAAUUUCUUUAAGAUCCUUCUUUUUAUUGGAUGCACUCCUGAUUCAAAUUAAAGCAAUAACCCGUCUCAUUGGUAAAUGCAUGUUGUUGUUUUUUUAACUGCUGUCGCCCCCCCCCUUUCACCUUGAGCGCGGACUGCAGCACUUCGAUUGAAAGUUACAAGUGGUUGUCUGAGAAGGGGAUAAGAUGUCGGCCAAAUCAUCGGUUAUAAAAUUUGGCUAUUUAAAUCACAAACAAUACAUUUGUAAAGCAACAUUGAGAAAAAAGCAUACAGCGCAAUGUAAGUUCUGCAGUGCUUCACUAUCAGAGACGGUGGGGACUACGUCCAACUUUUAUCGACACCUUGAAAGAAAGCACAAAGAAAGGUAAGCUGUGUGUAAAAGUGAUAUUAGGAAAGCUAGCAAGUUAACGUAAGCAAUUUCCUCGGUAUCAAAAUUAUUCUACCCGGCCAUCACACAGUUCUUAUUUCAAUAUUAGCUACACAUAUUAAGUUAGCUAAAGUUAUAUAUGUAUGCUUUAUCUUUUAGGGUGAAUGUUCUCCUUUCUUAUCCGCUAUUUGCCACCUAGCUUGAUGCACAAGUUGUCACCUAGUAGUGUUUGUGAAAACAUGUCGGACAUUACUGAUUUAAUUUAAAGAAGUGUUGAUUCGUGUUGUGCAUGGACAACGCUGUUUCAAUUACAGCUUUCCUGAACAUGUCUCCGUAUUUCUGUCGGCUUCAUGAGUGGAUUGCAGCACAUAGGUGGAAGCAGAGCAAAAAUAAAAGUCUGAAUAGAUAAUCGUAAUAUAUUUUGGUUCUUGUUCAAUACUUCUCAUGAAGGAGAAGACUGAUGUGGAAGUCUCUACCUAUGUUUAUUAAUAACCAUAAUAAGGUGACGUACGUAACCAUGACAGAACAAUGGUUCGUAAUGGUUCUGUCAAUAAGUAACCAUGACAGAACGUAAUGGUUCGUAAUGGUUACGUUCUGUAACGUAACCAUGACAGAACGUAAUGGUUCUGUCAGCUUGUGCUGGCUUGUGCUGGUGGGUAACCCCAAUGUCUCCAAAGCCAUCAUAUAUAAUUUAUUAAUGUGCCAAACCUGAUAUGUUUAACCUUAAAUAAGUUGUAUUUUCUUGCAUUGGUCCUACAAUUAACAUUAUUAAGGGAAGUAAGCAAAUGCAGUUAACCUUGAGAGACUGAGUCGACUGGACAUAUAAUAACAUCCUGUUCCUAAGUUAGAUUUUUUCUUUCUCAUGAAAAACAAUUAUGAGACAGUGAAUGAAUUCAUUCACUGUCUUAUAAUUAUGAACUAAGGUCAAUGUAAGUUACACUGACCUUAGGAGCUGGAUAUAGCUCCUGACAUUGAAGAUAAGACGUGGAGGUGAUGCUCUGUUGUUUGGCUGUGGGAACUAGUCUAUAGAUAUAAGCAGAGAGUGAAGAGACUAAUAUGCCUCACCUUAUGAAAAAUUAAUAAAUUAGUUGCUUUGUAUGGAUAUAGGCAAAUUACUUUUAGAAACCACAUUGUUAUGUUGCCAUUUACAAUUUCAGGUCAAUAAGUAACUUUUUACCAGUUCACUCUCUAUGGUUCAUACCAUAUCAGUCAUUUAACUUACUUGUUUAUCCAUUUCAAAAAUGUGAUGGCCAAAAUACCAUUGAUUUGCAUUUUGUUUAUCUACAUGCGUUUCUAGUAACAUUACAUUACACAUAUUUGACAUGUAUUUGUAAAGUUCCUACUUAUUUUUAAGGUUGUUUUCUUAUGUAAUUGAUGUUCAUAUGAUCAGAUAAACUGAUUUCUAUGUCCUAUUUAUUAGGUUCCUGGAAUACAAGGCAGGGCAACAGAGUGAUGUCACACAGCCAACAAUAUCGUUAUUUACACAGAAAGUGCAGCUCUACAGCCCACAAUCGCCAAGGCAGCAAGCCAUCAGUGAAGCCAUUGUUCAAGAUUUGAUCAUUGGAUGUUGUCUGCCCCUCUCCCUCGUGGAAAAUGGACACUUUAAACACUUUCUUGAAGUCCUGGACAGUAAAUACACACCAAUCUCUAGAAAAACAGUUUCUGAGAGACGAAUUCCAGAAUUGGUCAGAAAAGUCAAGGAAACUGUCUUGGAGAAACUGAAGACCCAGUCGUCUGUGUCAUUAACAACUGACCUUUGGUCUGAUCGCAGGCUACGCUCCUUUCUUGGGGUGACUGCCCAUGUGUGCUACAAAUCUAAAGAUUGCUAUGCACUUGAAACCUACCUGCUGGACUGUAGGCGUUUUACAGGGAGGCAUACUGGAGAGCACAUUGCGUCUGCCUUUGAGGAGAUCACUGAGGAAUAUGGUAUUCGUGACAAAAUUAGCUAUAUCAUAACAGACAAUGCACCCAAUAUGAAAUGUGCUUUCAAAGUACACAUGCCCCAGCAGCAAUCUGAUGACAGUGAGAGUGAAGAGGAUAAUUUAGAUGACGAGCACUUGUGGGAGGACAUUAAUUCAGAGGAAGACAUUGACUUACCAUGGUCAUCUGGUGAACGUCUUUCCUGCUUUGCACACUCUCUCCAGUUAGUUGUGCAUGAUGGUAUGAAGGAGGUCAAGACCAUUUCUCGCACCAUAGCAAAAACGUCAAAGUUCGCAACCCUUUUACAUAGCAGCUCACAAUUUAAAGAUAAGUUUGAGGCUGCAUUUGGCACCAAUAAAAGUGUUCCAGCUGCAAAUACAACUCGUUGGAACAGUACAUUUAAACAAGUACAGGCCCUUACAACUCUAGAACACAAAUCACUCAGUGAAAUGUGCAACAAAGACUAUGAGGAUGUCGUGUUCAGUGCGCGGGAGUGGAACCAGCUAAAGGAGCUAUGUAUAGUUCUUUCUCCAUUUGCUGAAGCAACAGAGCUGACCCAAGGGGAAAGAUCAGUGACUAUUAGUAUGGUGGUUCCAACUGUACUGGACUUGAACACACACCUCCUCAAGAUGGAGGAGACCCGAAUGCAGUGCCGGCCGUUGGUCAGAGCCCUCCAGCAGUCUCUGGUGAAAAGAUUUUCUGGAAUCUUUACAAAAACAAACAUGGCCAAAGACAGUGGAAGAGAGGAACCUUUUAACCAUGAUGUGUACUUCUUUGCUGCCAUGCUGGAUCCACAGUUUGGCUUAAGCUGGGUGGAUUUAGAUGUUACCAACGGAGGUAAUGCAGCAUCGGUGAAGAAGUUCAGAGAUGAACUUAAGAAGACACUGACAGACACAUUGAUCUUUGGGGUGGAGAACAUGGAGAGUACAGAUGACAAGUGCUCAGAAGCCAUGAAUGUGGAUCCAACCAGUCAUUCGCCACCAGCCAAAUGCCCUCGACUUCUGUCACGCUACAAGGCACAUAAGAAGCACAGCUCCUCUGUCCAGAAUUCAAGUAUUGCAACACAAUUAAACAGAUACUUUAAUGAUAUAAGAGACUGUGACAGUGACAAUGCUCUUGCCUUCUGGGGAGAAAACCAGUCCAAAUAUCCUCAACUGCACAAUUUGGCUUUGAAAGUGCUAUCCGUCCCUGCCUCCUCUGCACCAGUGGAAAGGGUUUUUAGUCGAGGAGGCAUUGUAAUGAGACCCCAUCGUGCACGUUUAGGUGCAAAAAUGCUGCAGUCUCUAAUCUUUCUGAAGUGCAAUGAAACCUUACUUUAAACUAAUUUUAUGUAUCACCUACUUUAUUUCAACCACUGUUCAACUACAUGGUUAUCCUUGUUCUUGAGUUUUGCCAUUGACGUUUUCUAAAGCUUUGGCGUAUUAUGAAACUGCUUCCAGUUGUAUAAUUUUAUUUUUGAAACGCAUGCAGUUGGGCCUCUAAAUGUCAGAUUUCUUUAUUAUGUAUGUUAUGUAUAAGUUGCUACAUCCAUUCAACAGCAGAGUUAAAGAUGCAGUAUGUAACUUUGUUAAAACAAAAAAAUAUCUUUGUAAAAGUUAUAUAGUUUUUUUUAUAUAUUUAUGUCACUAUGUUGUGUCAGUAUGUUAUGAGACUGACAAGCUGUGAAAAUAUUGAGCUCCUCUGCCUUUUCUCCAUGUUCCCAGUGCUAACUGGAGAAAUACACUGCUUGGUCAAAAACAAACCAUCUGAUCCAGCAAAAGGGUCUUAGAACUGAUAAAAGUCAGUCAUGUUUUUGUGCACGUAUUUCAAUGGGGUUUGUAUUUCUGCAGAUGGCAGUAGUCGCUCAGGGAGGAAGUGAAGGAGAUCAAUCUUUUUUUCAACAAAUUAUCUGUCUCAUAACAUAUUGUCACAACUUGGUGAUAGAUAUAGAUUUAUUUAAGAAAAGUUAUAUAAUGUAGCUAUAAUCUGUAUACGAGAGAGAAACGAGAGAAAUGAUUGGCAUUUUUUCAGUUUUACAUAUUUGCACAUGGUUUUGAAAUAGCACAUUUAAAAACAACAUAAAUGUAUGUACUGUUCAUGAAAGGCAGAUAAAAUACUAUUUUGAUCGACUUUGAUUGUUUGAAAUUCUAUGAUUACAACAUAGAAGUACUAAAUAAAGAUGUUUAUGUUUAUUCCAGUUCUCUGUGUAAAAUAUCUAGGUGUUUUUACGUGAAUGUGGGUCUUUUAGAUCAAUUUUAGUGAUUUUGAUCAUGUUUCACAUUUUAUUGUCACAUACUGGCGCUGGUCUUGGUCUUGACUCGGUCUCGACUUCCCUCGGUCUUGGU
Messenger RNA from Xiphophorus maculatus (southern platyfish), 6846 nucleotides. RefSeq lists its product as uncharacterized. The transcript has 2 exons. The coding region runs from base 4576 to 5841 and encodes 421 amino acids. Gene Ontology annotation, molecular function: protein dimerization activity. Lineage: Eukaryota; Metazoa; Chordata; Actinopteri; Cyprinodontiformes; Poeciliidae. The record is from RefSeq and is a predicted model, not a curated record.